Molecule: messenger RNA, 1825 nt
Organism: Oncorhynchus tshawytscha (Chinook salmon)
Lineage: Eukaryota; Metazoa; Chordata; Actinopteri; Salmoniformes; Salmonidae
Product: alkaline ceramidase 3
Exons: 11
Coding region: 116-919 (267 amino acids)
Biological process (GO): ceramide metabolic process; phytosphingosine biosynthetic process
Cellular component (GO): endoplasmic reticulum membrane
Source: RefSeq, a predicted model, not a curated record
ACGUCAUGAAACGUCAUCAGAAGUGUCCACUUCAUUUGAGGGCUGAGGGGAUAGGGUGUGUCUUUUAAGUGUUUGGACUGCAACCACACAGAACUGCCCGAUCGUUUUUUCCAUCAUGGCUCCAUCCGCAGACAGGCUGGGAUACUGGGGGCAGCCAACCUCAACGCUAGAUUGGUGUGAGGAUAAUUAUGUCGUCUCUUUCUACAUCGCAGAAUUCUGGAACACUGUCAGCAACCUCAUUAUGAUCCUGCCUCCCAUCUACGGUGCCAUCCAGACGUAUAAAGACGGCCUAGAGUUCCGCUACGUCUACUCUUUUCUGGGACUGGCAGCUGUUGGCAUUGGUUCCUGGUGCUUCCAUAUGACGCUGCAAUAUGAGAUGCAGUUGCUGGAUGAGCUGCCAAUGAUCUACAGCACCUGUGUCUUUGUCUACUGUCUAUAUGAAUGCUUCAAGCAAGAAAACACUCUGAGUUUAUUUCCUAUCACAUUGUUAUUGUUCUUCAGUGUCUCAGUCAGUGUGGUGUAUUUACAAUGGAAAGAGCCAGUAUUUCACCAGGUCAUGUAUGGUGCGCUUGUAGCCUGCUUGGUGAUGCGUUCUAUCUUUAUAGUUACAUGGGUCUACCCCUGGCUCAAACCUAUGUGUUACAUCUCCCUGAGUGUCUUCCUGCUGGGGUUCCUGUUGUGGAACAUUGAUAAUCUAGCAUGUGACUCACUCAGAUCCACCAGACAGAGAUUGCCCCCUGUUGUUGGGGCGGUGACACAGUUCCAUGCCUGGUGGCACAUCCUCACAGGCCUGGGCUCCUACCUACACAUACUCUUCAGCCUCCAGAUACGGUCAAUCUACCUCAAACACAGACCAAAAGUAAAGUUCCUAUGUGGAGUGUGGCCCAUGUUGCACAUGGAGGCUCAGAAGACAAGCUGAGUGGCUGGGGACCAUGAAGGAGGGUGACUACCAUACAACAGGCAUCAGCAAAGGGACCUGACCUGCCAGUCUGCCAACUCCCCCUCUGCUGUCUCUGGGACACAUACUGUACACCCCACUACCAGAGGUCUGGCAGGUCACCCCCCCCCAACCUACCACUCCAGGGACCCUUUUGUUUCACACGGUGUGGAUUUGCCAAGUACAGCAUAGCGUUGAGAGUUGAUAUGGAAUGAUUUUUCUCUUUCAUCGAUCACAAUCGGAUUUUCAUGGUGAUGUUGUAGUGUUUUUGAAGUUCUCAAACAUUUUGAAUGGAUUAAUGUACAUACUUUCCUGUAUGUCGAUGCAUAUAUGAUAUGUAGCUGCCCUGCCCGAACAUGGAUAUUUUCUGGAAAAAGAUUAGGAAAAAAGACAAUAGACAUAAGAACACAUCUAAAUUAUAUUAGUGUAUGUAUUAUAAAAUUCAAUAUGAUACUUUAGCAUAUUCACAAACCAUCAUAAUGUCAGAUGGUCUGGUUGAGCGGCUGUAUUUUUCAUUGGUUAUGUUUAGACCCGGGAACUGGUUUAUACUACCCUAUUUUUUUCAAUAUAAAUGAGCAGGCGCUCUUAUCCAGAGAAACUUAAGCCUUCCGCAUGCUUUGUUUCGGCUGAUGCUUAGCCGAACAAGUGUUCAUAUACUCCCUUAAAAGACCUUCGCUUGAGCCUCCUGAGUGGCGCAGAGGUCUAAGGCAGUGCUAGCUGUGCCACUAGAGAUCCUGUUUCGAGUACAGGCUCUGUCGCUGCUGGCCACGACCGGGAGACCCAUGGGGCGGUACACAAUUGGCCAAGGGUCGUCCGGGUUAGGGGAGGGUUUGGCCGGCUGGGAUGUCCUUGUCCCAUCACGCUCUAGCGACUCCUGUGGUGGGCCGG